Messenger RNA from Cooperia oncophora, 390 nucleotides. The record is from the annotation of a GenBank genome assembly. Lineage: Eukaryota; Metazoa; Nematoda; Chromadorea; Rhabditida; Trichostrongylidae.
AUGGCGUCUGAUCACACAAGAAAGAGUAACUCAGCUGGAAUGGCAGGAUUUAUUUCUUGCUGUGUACAAAUCCAUUCGUGGGUAGACGAUGGAAAGAAGAAGAAAUUACAUGCUGCGAUCGAUUACAACGUCAAGGAAUAUCGUAUCAAUUGUCAUGUCGAGCGUGGUGAUCAGGCUUUAUUGAGAGCAUACAUAAGCGAAUGGACCAAGUUUCAUCAACAGACUGCCAUCCUUCCGCUGCCUUUCAUGGCUAUUGAUCCAGAAACAGCCCCACCAGCUCCUCUUCCACCGGGCAGUGAAACACGUACUCCCAGACAAUACGGAGUAAAACUGUUAGAGAGGAGAUGCUCGAGACAUGGAAGAAAGUUGUUUUUCAACAUAUCAGCCUGA